AUGCAUUCGUCACGAAAGCUGCGCUUCCGCAUAGUAUCCAACGACAUCGUGGACACGCUGAUAGGAAUGUCUGCCGCACCCCGACUGAUGCCUGGAGCAGCCUCGAUCCCGAAGAUGCCAGCCGGCAAGAAGCUCGACACGGUGGCGUCGCGGGCAGUCAGCUCGUCGGCCUCGACGCCGUCGCUGCGGGCUCGCGAUGGCACAUUACCGCCUCACGCCCGACUGGACGCCGGGGGCAAUGUGAGAGUGGUUGUGCGCGUACGGGCGUUUCUGCCGAGGGAGAGGGAAAAAAAGACGGAGUGUCUGAUCCGCAUGGACCCGAUCACGCAGGCGACGACGCUGCUGGCACCCCCAAGCAGCGACGGUAGCGAGGACAGUUCGACAGCAGGAUGGGCCAAGGCGACAUCACGACGAGUGGAGGACCGGUCGUUUACGUUUGACAACUCGUUCUGGAGCCACGACAGCGCGGACGGGCACUACGCAACGCAGGAGGACGUGUACAACAGCCUGGGCGAAGAGUUUCUAGACCACAACUUUGAGGGCUACCACACGUGCAUCUUUGCAUACGGGCAGACGGGAUCGGGCAAGAGCUACACGAUGAUGGGGACGCCGACACAGCCGGGGCUGAUCCCGCGGACGUGCGAGGACCUCUUCCAGCGAAUUGAGGCGGCACAGGAAGAGACGCCCAACAUUGCGUACAACGUGCGGGUGUCGUAUUUUGAGGUGUACAACGAACACGUGCGCGACCUGCUGGUGCCGGUGGUGGCCAGCCAGCCGCCGUACUACCUCAAGAUCCGCGAGUCGCCGACGGAGGGGCCAUAUGUGAAGGACCUGACGGAAGUGUCGGUGCGCAGCCUGGACGAAAUCCUGCACUACAUGCAGAUGGGCGAUGCCUCGCGGACGACAGCGUCGACCCGGAUGAACGACACGUCGAGCCGCAGCCACGCCGUCUUCACGAUUCUGCUGCGGCAGAUCCACCACGACAUGGACACAGACGAGACGACGGAGCGCAGCUCGCGCAUCCGGCUGGUCGACCUGGCCGGCAGCGAGCGGGCCAAGGCGACCGAGGCGACGGGCCAGCGGCUGCGCGAAGGCAGCAACAUCAACAAGUCGCUGACGACGCUGGGCCGAGUGAUCGCGGCCCUGGCGGAUCCGGUUCCGAGCAAGAAGAAGCGGCAGGCGGCCAAGAGGCGCAGCGACCAGGUGGUGCCCUACCGCGACUCGAUCCUGACCUGGCUGCUCAAGGACUCGCUGGGCGGCAACUCCAAGACGGCGAUGAUCGCGUGCAUCGCGCCGGGCGACUACGGCGAGACGCUGUCGACGCUGCGGUACGCCGACCAGGCCAAGCGCAUCCGCACGCGCGCAGUUGUCAACCAGGACAGCAUGUCGACGGCCGAACGCGACGCCCAGAUCACGGCCAUGGCCGAGGAGAUUCGCCAGCUGCAGCUGUCCGUGUCGGACUACUCGCGGCGGCGCGAAAAGGACGCGCAGCAGCAGGAGGAGCGGCUCGAGGAGUACCAGAGCCGCGUGUCCGCCAUGCAGCGCAUGACCGAGGAGAAGACGCUCGUGGCCGAGGGCAAGAUCCGCAGCCUGCAGACCGAGAACGAGGCCCUGCGCCUGCAUCUCAAGCUGGCCCUGGACUCGCUCAAGAACCCGAUCCCGGCAGUGGGCCACGAAGACAAUGCACCCAAGCCGAAGCGCCUGUCGUCCGUCUCGUCCAUCUCUGGCAUGUCCUCGAUCUCGUCGCUGUCCAUCCUGUCGACCGACAGGGACGACAAGGGCGACAGCGAACCACUGGACGAGUACGACGACUACGACGAGUACGACGACGGUGAGGACGGCGAGGACGGCGAGGACGGCGAGGCCGAGGCCGAGGCCGAGAUCUACAACGAUGAGCAGGACGACGACAUGGAGGAAUACAUGCAGUCGCUGCUGGCCGAUCUCGGCCUGUUCCGGCGCAAGAUUGGCGACGACAAGCAGCGCUUCGUCGGCGACGCGGCCACGGCAGCCAGCCGACCACCUUUGACACCGCUGGCCAAUGUUUGA
This is a messenger RNA of Grosmannia clavigera kw1407, 2046 nucleotides long. Its product is annotated as kinesin family protein. The record is from RefSeq and is a predicted model, not a curated record. The transcript is spliced from 2 exons. Bases 1 to 2046 code for a protein of 681 amino acids. Lineage: Eukaryota; Fungi; Ascomycota; Sordariomycetes; Ophiostomatales; Ophiostomataceae. Gene Ontology annotation, biological process: microtubule-based movement; mitotic spindle organization. Gene Ontology annotation, molecular function: microtubule binding; microtubule motor activity; ATP binding.